GAGUCGAAGCGGCGGUACGUCAACUUCACCGGCUUCCCGUUCCCCCUCGUCCCGUUCCUCUCCCGUCGCACCGUCGUGAACGAGGUCGUCAAGGGCAAGGUGUGGACGCUGGAGCAGGAGCAGGGCAUAGGGUUCGACCUCGGCGUCUCCACGAACGUCCGAUGCACGAUCGUCAAGAUGAGGGACGGGAGGCUCUGGGUACACGAUCCGAUCGCGCCGACGGGAGAGUGCGUCGAGGCGAUCGAGGCGAUCGGCGGGGACGUCGCGUACGUGGUGCUGGCGACGACGCAGUACGAGCACAAGAUCUUCGCGGGUCCGUUCGCGCGCAAGUUCCCCGACGCGGAGGUUUGGAUCGCGCCGGGGCAGUUUUCGUUUCCCGUCCAGCUCCCGCCCCAGUUCUUCGGCAUCUUCCCCACCGGAACCAUCGCGGACGAAAACAUGCCGUGGGCGAAAGAGAUCGACACGAAGCUCCUGAGGCUUCCGUCGCUGUUCUGGGGCAACUACACCUACUGCGAAGCGGGGUUUUACCACAAAGACUCGAAAAGCGUGUUGGUCACCGACGCCGCGGUGUACGUGGACGACGCACCCCCCGAGGUGAUACCGAGACCCUCGCUCGUCGACCUCGGCGCCCCCGACGGGUUCACCAUCUCCCUCCUCCGCGCGUUGGACUUUCGCGGCGGUCGCACGCUGCCCGGCGCGGACGCCACGAGGGCGGAUCCCGACGGCUGCGCGAAAGUAGGUUGGAAGCGGAUGGCGCUCUUCUCGCUGUUCAUCGCGCCCGACGCCAAGAACAUCUUGCAACCGGAAGCGUCCUUCGCCGGGCUCGCGGGUAAGUUCGUGGUGUCGCCGAUCGUGUACGUGAUCGUGUUUCAACAUUACAGAAAAGAGGUGCUGACGUGGGUCAACGCGAUCGGGAGGGACUGGGGAGGCGCGGACAGGGUCAUCGGCGCUCACUUU
Micromonas commoda is the source of this 957-nucleotide messenger RNA. RefSeq lists its product with no specific name. The record is from RefSeq and is a predicted model, not a curated record. Lineage: Eukaryota; Viridiplantae; Chlorophyta; Mamiellophyceae; Mamiellales; Mamiellaceae. The annotation marks the transcript as partial. The transcript has a single exon.